AUGGACUCCUUUAGUCUUCCGGAACGUCAAUCGUAUUUUCGAAUUCUACUCGACGUCGACCUCCGCACAAGGAUUUCUGCCAAGAUGGACGGCGAAACCAACGUCCUCGGUCCCGGCGGCUGUCUCCAACUCGUCGAAGAAGACUUCCUGGCACGCUACCCUCUGUUCACCAGGCGAUUAGACUUUUUCCAAAGUCAACAAGCGACGGGUCAAGCCUUCACCGAUUUCUUGGCGAAACUAAAGGAACUUUCUUUGCUGGCUGAUCUCGACAAGUUAUCCGUGGAGGAGACAUUCGUCUUUUGUGCCCUGCGAGGAGCAACCGAUAACGAGCUCUUGGACGACCUUCUGAAAUUGGAGAAGAAAUCGCUAAAGGAUAUCGAAAACGCAGCAAAUUUAUACGAAAGCAAACUCGUAUCCCGCGCGAAAUUGAACUCGAAACAAGACGCG
Paramuricea clavata is the source of this 447-nucleotide messenger RNA. NCBI's taxonomy places the organism in Eukaryota, Metazoa, Cnidaria, Anthozoa, Malacalcyonacea, Plexauridae. The record is from the annotation of a GenBank genome assembly.